UGCUCAGAUUGCUGUGGCAGAGGCCCUGGGGAUGCAAAGGGGGCGCGAUGGCAGCGUGGCCCCGCGCUGCCCCUCUCCUUCAGGCUGGGUUUCUUCUGGCCCUUCUUAUUGCGGUGUUCUCUGAGCCGCGGCUGCAAAUGGGGCGUUUCUGUUGUGUUUGCUCUUUUUUUGUUGUUGUUGCACUUCCUCUGCAGGGAAUGGGUACUGAAGAGCAGCAUCCUGAUAGCCAUGGCUGUGUACACCUACCUGCGGCUCAUCGUGGACCAUCACGGCACGGCGCCGCUGCAGGCGCUGCGUCAGAAGGAGGUGGAUUUUUGCAUCUCCCUCCUCCGGGAACGGUUCAUGGAUUGCUUCAUGAUCGGCCGCGACCUCGUGCGGCUCCUGCAGAACGUGGCCAGGAUCCCUGAGUUCGAGCAGCUCUGGAAGGACAUCAUUCACAACCCACAGGUGCUCAGCACGCAGUUCACAGGUGUCCUACAGCUCCUCCAGUCCAGGACCUCGCGCAAAUUCCUGGCGUGCCGCCUCACCCCCGACAUGGAGACCAAACUGCUCUUCAUGACCUCGAGGGUGCGGUUCGGGCAGCAGAAGCGGUACCAGGACUGGUUCCAGAGGCAAUACCUGUCCACCCCUGACAGCCAGUCCCUGCGCUGCGACCUCAUCCGUUACAUCUGCGGCGUGGUGCAUCCAUCCAACGAGGUGCUCAGCUCCGACAUCCUGCCUCGCUGGGCCAUCAUCGGCUGGCUGCUCACCACCUGCACGUCCAACGUUGCUGCUUCCAAUGCCAAACUGGCUCUGUUCUACGAUUGGCUCUUCUUCAACCCUGAGAAGGACAGCAUCAUGAAUAUAGAGCCUGCCAUCCUUGUGAUGCAUCACUCCAUGAAGCCUCACCCUGCCAUCACCGCCACGCUGCUGGAUUUCAUGUGCCGGAUCAUUCCCAAUUUUUACCCCCCUCUGGAAGCUCACGUUCGCCAGGGGGUCUUCAACUCCCUCACCCACAUCGUGGAGAAGCGCGUCCUCGCCCACCUGGCUCCUCUCUUUGACAACCCCAAGCUGGACAAGGAGCUCCGAGCCAUGCUGAGGGAGAAGUUCCCAGAGUUCUGCAGCUCCCCCUCGCCCCCCAUUGAAGUCAAAAUUGAGGAGCCCGUUUCCAUGGAGAUGGACAAUCACAUGUCAGACAAAGAUGACAGUUGCUAUGACAACGCCGAGGCCGCCUUCAGUGAUGAUGAAGAGGACCUGAACGGCAAAGGGAAGAAAAGGGAGUUCAGGUUUCAUCCGAUCAAAGAAACCAUCGUGGAGGAACCCGUGGACAUCACGCCGUUCCUGGACCAGCUGGACGAGUCUCUGAAGGACAAAGUGCUGCAGCUGCAGAAGGGGAGCGAUACGGAAGCUCAGUGUGAGGUCAUGCAGGAAAUCGUGGAUCAAGUCCUGGAGGAGGACUUUGACUCCGAGCAGCUAUCAGUGCUUGCCUCCUGCCUCCAGGAGCUCUUUAAGGCUCACUUCCGCGGGGAGGUUUUGCCAGAAGAGAUCACAGAGGAGUCUCUGGAGGAGUCGGUGGGGAAACCGCUCUACCUCAUUUUUAGGUCGGUCUGCUCUCACAAUGGCCCAGCCAGUGUCCCAUUCCCACUGUGUGUCCUGGCCCAAUAUCCCACAUCCCAUCCCCAGUGUGUGCCCCGUCCCCUAU
Molecule: messenger RNA, 1681 nt
Organism: Lagopus leucura (white-tailed ptarmigan)
Lineage: Eukaryota; Metazoa; Chordata; Aves; Galliformes; Phasianidae
Product: integrator complex subunit 3-like
Exons: 13
Cellular component (GO): cytoplasm
Source: RefSeq, a predicted model, not a curated record